This is a messenger RNA of Paramecium pentaurelia, 1027 nucleotides long. The record is from the annotation of a GenBank genome assembly. Lineage: Eukaryota; Ciliophora; Oligohymenophorea; Peniculida; Parameciidae.
AUGGAGGAAUAAGAAAAUAGAUAACAUAAAAAAAAUGAAAAGCUUGAAAAAAGGCGUAAGAAAGAAAAAGAGAUUAAAAAAAAUAAGAAGAAACAAAAAAAGGAAUAACUCUUACUUAGAGGUGAAAAGCGUUCCAAGUUCUUUGCCUAAAAGGAUAAAAAAGAUAAAAAUUUUAUUGAUAGACAAAAGGUUCUUAAAACAUUUAAAUUAUUCCUUAAAAUAUAUUAAGAUGAUUUAGAAGACUUUUUUUAACUCUUUAAAUAAUUAGAUGAGGAUAAUGUAAUUGAAACAGCAGAUAUUGAAAAUCCCAAUAUUAGAACAACAUUAUAAAAAUUCAUGAAACAAUUAUAAUUAAAAAAUAAAGGAACAGAAUAAACACCAAUUUUUAAAAAAUAAUCUGAUAUUAAAAUGGAACCUUAUGUUAGAGGUCUUUAUGAUUAAAUCAUCUAAGAAAUCAAUUAAUAAAAAUAAUAAUCUGAUUUUAGUGAUCAUGAAACAAGUAGAAGUUAAUCACCAUAAAAAUAAUAAUAAUAUAAAGAAAAAUAAGAUAAUUAAAAAUAAUAAAUAUGUGAUAAAGAAUAAAAUCUUAAUAAGUAAUAAUUAAAAGUUAAAGAAUUAAAAGAAGAAGUUUAUUAAGAUAAAAAAUACAAUAGAAAUUAAGUAAGAAAUUCUCUAUAUGCUGAUUUUGAAAUAAAACCAAAAAAGAAAAUAGAAAAUAAUCAAUAAUUAGAUUCAUUUUUGGAAGAUCAAUUUUCAAAAGUAGAAUAGAAAAAAAUUCCUUUAAAAGAUGAAAAUAUUAAAAAGAAAACAAAAAUUGAAACUGACACUCUAAUAAAUUAAUCUAAUCAAAUUUAAAUUAAUAUUAAUGAAAAGAAAUAAAAAAACAAUUUUAUAUGUAUUUAUUUAAUAUUAUUUAUAAGAAGAAUAAAUUAUUAAAAAAGAUUACAAUCGAUAAACUAACCUAAAUUAAGAAAAUUAAACAAAAAAUAAUGUUUUUAUGGUGUAAAUUUAAAAUUAGUUCAUUUGA